Messenger RNA from Danaus chrysippus (African queen), 201 nucleotides. The record is from the annotation of a GenBank genome assembly. Lineage: Eukaryota; Metazoa; Arthropoda; Insecta; Lepidoptera; Nymphalidae.
AUGAAGAUCAAAUGGAUACCAGAAUCUGUUCAAUCCAAUUGCGGUAAAUGUUCCGACCAUCAGAAGCAUCUCGUCGGAAAGGUUAUGAAAGCCUCCAUGGACAAACUUCCAGAAGAAUGGAAAAAACUGAACGCCCUCCACAAUCCAGACGGAAAAUACGACGAAGGCGUGAAAAAUUUCGUGAAGAAAUAUGGGCAAUAA